This is a messenger RNA of Lentinula edodes (shiitake mushroom), 1326 nucleotides long. RefSeq lists its product as uncharacterized. The record is from RefSeq and is a predicted model, not a curated record. Gene Ontology annotation, molecular function: protein binding. Bases 1 to 1326 code for a protein of 441 amino acids. Lineage: Eukaryota; Fungi; Basidiomycota; Agaricomycetes; Agaricales; Omphalotaceae. Gene Ontology annotation, cellular component: nucleus. The transcript is spliced from 4 exons.
AUGCCUUCCGACUACCAGGCGAAUAUCGAUCUAGCAGAAAAUGUUUUCCUGGAGCCGCUUGCUGUUGGAAGGAGUAGAUGCAUGGCCAGCAUCGCAUUCUCAGCUGGAAGCAUCAUUUUAUCCAACUCCUCUUUCAUAGAUGUUCUUCUACCUUCGGAAAAAGGUCAUCGAUGCGACCAUUGCCACAAUCUUUCAGGUUCCGGCUCUCUGAAGCGAUGUACGGGAUGUGCAUCUUUUUACUACUGCGACCAAACAUGCCAAAGCAAACAUUGGAAGUCCGGACAUCGCAAGAUUUGCAAGCUACAUAACACAUAUAUCUCUGCUGCGUCGUUUCAAGCCCUCGAGGAACACAAGAAGAUGGACGCUUUACUUCUCUCUAGUCUGAUUGCUCAUUUGUCCUCUGUUGAAACGAACGAGAGGGAUGAAAAUACCGCCUUCCUCACGUUCCAGUCACUCCUGCCCGGUCCUAUGACGACUUCAGCUCCUCCAAUCUGUCCCAAACACUCAUUCACAGCGGGGGUCAUUGACGGAUUUUAUUCUCGAUUCGAAAACAACAAUUUUUCCAUUCACUCGCAUUUCAACACCUACGCGCAUGGGAUUUUCCCCAUUGCUAGCCGUCUGUUUAAUCACUCAUGUAUGCCAAAUGCUGCUGUAAAAUUCAUUAUUCAAGUGCAUGAACCCGUAAAACUGGAAGUUGUGGCUCUCCGUGCAAUAUCAAAAGGGGACGAGAUAUGCAUCCCCUAUUUAGAUCCUGCUCUACUGCAAACACGGACCACCAUCUUUGAUUUGACGUAUGGAUUUACAUGCUCUUGUCCCUCAUGCAACGUUAUACGAAAAGUAGGAUUCAUUCCAGAACCUCCCAAAGAACCGGUAAGGUUCCAGGCAGUCUGCGAAAGGCUGAGAGAAUUUGUAGGAGCGAUGGGACUAAGCCCGUUUUUGACCGGGGAUGAUUCACUCUUUCCAAUUGAGUUGGCGUGUGUACUCCAUGAAUCAUUUAUAUCGACAUUAUCCGAACAAUUUAGCGCUGCCUCACACGACGGACGUUAUGAUGUCGCUCUAGAAUCCAGCUCGUCUUUAUUCGCACUCUAUCAACUCAUUUAUCCUUUAAACUAUCCACAGAUCGGUUUACAUCUACUCGAAAAGGCCAAAACGUGCUGGAAUCAGAUAGUCCGGUCCACAUCAACAAUGGAGGUAGCCGCAGAACUGAAAAACUCAGUUGUGGCUGCGAGACAGAUUUUGACGGUAAUUGGACAUGAAGGGGACCACGACGAUGGACCACUCGCUGAAAUCGAAACUCUUUUACUAGAGGCAGAAACUUAUGAUUAG